Molecule: messenger RNA, 1955 nt
Organism: Cygnus olor (mute swan)
Lineage: Eukaryota; Metazoa; Chordata; Aves; Anseriformes; Anatidae
Exons: 2
Coding region: 241-1317 (358 amino acids)
Biological process (GO): DNA integration
Molecular function (GO): RNA-DNA hybrid ribonuclease activity; RNA stem-loop binding
Source: RefSeq, a predicted model, not a curated record
GAUGAUGUAAUUCUAAAAACCACUAACCUAUUGAACCCAGCAGUGUUUCUAGGAACAGCUACGGAGGAAGGAGACCUCAGUCAUGAUUGUGUGGAAACCAUCGAACAUACCUAUGCCAGCAGGACAGACUUAAAGGACCAACCUCUGGAGAAACCGGAUUGGGAACUUUUCACGGAUGGAAGCAGCUUUGUGGAAAACGGAACUCGCUAUGCAGGAUACGCGGUAACUACGUCAAAGGUAAUGAUUGAGGCAAACUCCCUACCUCCGGGAACUUCAGCCCAACGAGCAGAAAUAAUUGCCCUGACACGAGCCCUGGAACUAAGCGAGGGUAAGAAUGUGAAUAUAUGGACAGAUUCGAAAUAUGCAUUUGGAGUAGUUCAUGUACAUGGGGCAUUAUGGAAAGAAAGGGGAAUGCUAUCCUCACAAGGGACUAAUAUAAAAUACCAAGAAGAAAUAUUGAAAGUAAUAACAGCUGUACAGAAACCCCAACAGGUAGCUAUAAUGCAUUGUAAAGCCCAUCAAGGAGGGGCGUCAGAGAUUGCAGAAGGUAACAGACUGGCAGAUUUGACGGCCCAGAAGGUUGCGCGCGAAGUAUGGAAAGUAAUGGCUCUAAUUCCAUCAAAGAUAGGCCUUUCUUGUUCUAAUUUACCUAAAGACCCAAAGUAUUCGGCAGAAGAUGAGAGACUUGCGAAUUUGAUGAAGGCUCGGAAGAAUUCUGACGGAUGGUAUGUGACUACGACAGGGCAAGUCAUAGUGCCUCCUGUAGUAAUGGGAGAAAUCUUACAAACAAAACAUAACGAGUGUCACUGGGGUGCAGAAGCAAUGGUGACUUAUUUGAAACGGGGUGUCAUCUCGGUACACAUGUUAACAAUGGCAAAGUCAGUAAUGUCAAAGUGCGAGCUUUGCUUAAAGAAUAAUCCGGUAGCAAGGAAACAUGCUGAGAUGGGAAGAACUAGGACUGGGAUAGAGCCUGGAGAUUACUGGCAAAUUGACUUUGUGGAAUUACCUAAAGCAAGAGGCUACAAAUACCUAUUGGUAGGGGUUGAUACUUUCUCAGGAUGGCCGGAGGCCCUUCCCUGUCGCACCAACCAAGCAAAGGAAACGGUAAAAUGGUUACUACAGGAAAUAAUCCCUAGAUUUGGUGUACCGUUGGGUAUUUCUUCAGACAGGGGACCACAUUUUAUUGCCAAUGUGGUUAAGGAGGUUAGUAGGUUACUGGGAAUCACCCAGAACAUCCUGUCCCAUUUACUCCACCCCCGCCUUAUAGUACUAGCACUAAUAAGUAGGCAUGGAGGUAUCAAUAAGAUAGUAGACUAAUAAAGAUGUAUUAAGUUAUACUUACUAACCUCUACUAACCUGAUUCAACUUAAUAAUAAUGAAAAUACUUGCCCUCGGUAUGAGUGAAGUAUUUUCAAAGGGGGGAAAUGUUAGUGUUGGGGAAAACCAAAUGGAUGUUUUAAUGUUUCUUAGGUGACGGGUCAUAAAAUAUAGAUAAGCAUUAUCAAAUGUAUUUACAUUAUCAAAUUUAUCUAUACUAAGAUAUUUAGGGAGUAUACCGAGCAGUCAAAUAAAUCCUUGAAAGGGACCCCUGUGAGAGAACAGGUACAACCUGACCUUUGAUAAGAACCUGAAAAUGCUGAAAUGAGUUGAACCAGAACCAAGGAGCGGAGAGAGCAUGCGUCGAGUGAGAAAGGUGAAAAGUUUAACAGAGAGGAAGACUCCUUACUUCAUCUGGACGACCACCUGGACGACCACCAGAGAGCACCACGCAUGUGCAAAUGGGAGGAGAGCUAAUUGGAAUGGAAUGCGAGGCUGAUGUUGCAACCUGUAAUGAAUAUGUAUACCUUACGUAAUAUUGAAUGUAUAAAUAACGAUCGGGAUGUAACGGGACUGGAAGCCAGAUUUGGGCACCUGCCCCAGCUUCCAGCGCUGAAUAAAGCACCUUCAUAUAAUCA